AUGUGGAGGAAUUUGAGAAUAAAAGAGAAUAUGCUUUUACAAAAGUCUAAAUUGAAAUGGUUGAAAGAGGGGGAUUCCAAUAGUGGUUUUUUCCAUAAAGUUGUGGGGGAAAGGAGAAGGCGGAAUCAUAUUGGUCCCAUUCUAUCUUCGGGACAUGUGGCGGAAUCGGUUGAAGAGGUGAGGGAAGUGGUGUUUAACCACUUCGGUAACAAAUUUGUUGAACCGGAGGAGAAUAGACCCUUGUUGGAUGGAAUUUCUUUUGAGAUGCUUAGUAGUGAGGAAGCGGAGAAUCUUGAAAAACCUUUUCUAGAGGAAGAAAUUAAAGCGGCGGUUUGGGAUUGUGGUGGCAUGAAGAGUCCGGGGCCGGAUGGGUACUCUUUUCUUUUCUUCAAAAAGUGUUGGCACAUCAUUAAAGAGGAUCUCAUCAUUUUCUUUAAUUAUUUUUAUGGCGGUUCUUUUAUUACAAAGGCGAUUACGUCGUCUUUCUUGACUUUAAUUCCUAAGUCCAAAAAUCCCAUUUGCUUGGAUGAUUACCGUCCCAUUUGUUUGGUGGGGUGCUUAUAUAAGGUGGUGGCAAAGCUUUUGGCGGAAAGGCUUAAAGGUGUGCUUAAUUCUAUAGUUUCUUCCAAUCAAAGUGCUUUCGUACCCGGUAGGCAAUUGUUGGAUGGUGUUCUAGUGGCUAACGAGGUAGUGGAUUAUGCUAGAAGGGAAGGGAGCAAUUGUAUUCUUUUCAAAGUGGAUUUUGAAAAAGCUUAUGAUAAGGUUAGUUGGAAUUUUUUGCGCUAUAUUUUGUCUCGGAUGGGGUUUGGUGCUAAGUGGAGGAGGUGGAUGGAGUUAUUGGUUUUUUCUAGUAAUAUGUCGGUUUUGGUCAAUGGUAGUCCCACCAAAGAGUUCAAAGUCACUAGAGGAUUAAGGCAAGGAGAUCCUCUCUCUCCGUUCCUUUUUGUGUUAGUGGCGGAAUGUCUUACGGGUCUUGUUAAAAAAUCGAUAGAUUUGGGAGAAUACCAACCUUUUGCUAUUAGAGAAUCUUGCAAGGUAGAUAUUCUCCAAUUUGCGGAUGACACCCUCAUUGUGGGGAACGGUAGUUGGAAUCAUGUUUGGGCGAUAAGAGCGGUUCUUCGGGCUUUCGAACUUGUUUCGGGUCUUGGCAUCAAUUAUCACAAAAGUAAGUUAAUUGGCAUUAAUUGCAUUCCUAGUUUCUUGGAGGCGGCAUCUUACUUUCUAUCGUGUAAAUUGGAAGAUAGUAAUUUUCUCUUUUUAGGGAUUCCCAUUGGAUCCAAUCCUAGGAAGGAAACCAUGUGGAAGCCCCUUUUAGUGAAAAUGAAGAAAAGGUUGGAAGGCGGAUUGGGUGUGAAAAAUAUGUUGUUGUUCAAUCUAGCUCUCCUUAACAAGUGGAGGUGGCGAAUCAUUCAAGGGAACAAUUCGAUGUGGUUUAAUGUGUUGAAAUCGCGGUACGGUGAUUUAUCCUCGAAAGUGAUGGGAGGGGGAACGGCUAAGGGACUUUCUUGCUCCAUUUGGUGGAAGGACAUUUUAAGGUUAAAUUCUUCUUCUUCUCAAGAUCCUUUUACUUCUUGUAUAAAAUAUAAUGUUCAUAAUGGUUUUAGUACCCUUUUUUGGGAAUCCAUUUGGUUGGAAGAUUCCGCUUUAAAAGAGAGUUUUCCGACUUUGUUUCAUGCUUCCCGUUUGAAGAAUGUGUCGGUGGCGGCGAUGGGAGGUUGGUUGGGGGGAGAGUGGCGUUGGAGUGAUUUUGGGUUAUCCGCGGCUUUAGUGGAUAUGGCGGUUCAUAGGGAGGAGUUUUUGGAUUUGAAAAGAAGGGUGGAGGCUUUUAGAGAUUGGAAGAGUGAUAAAGAUUUGGUGUUUUGGUCCGGUAGUGUGGAUAGGAUUUUUUCGGUUGCCUCUUGCUAUGCUAUUUAUGAUAGGCUCCGUAUCCCGUUUGGCCCUCCGGUAAAUCAUAUGGAGGUUUUUGAUUUUUUGUGGAACAUGGAUAUACCUUUCAAGGUAAAAGCUUUUGGUUGGAGAAUCUUCCAUGAUAGACUCCCAUCGAAAGAACUCUUGGCUAUAAGAGGUAUGUCUUUUUCCUCGGAUGAUUCGAAGUGCAUUUUUUGUGGAUAUUGUUCGGAAAAUAGUAAUCAUUUAUUUUUUGGUUGUUUGGUGGUGAAAAAUAUUUGGAGGGAGAUAGCUUUUUGGGUGGGUAAAGGGGUUAUUUUAGAAGAGGAGUGCCGGCCAAAUUUUAUGGAAUGGUACCACUUUUUUCGUAGGAAAAAGAUUAAGGAUAGAAAGUCGGGUGUUGUUUGGAUAGCUACUACAUGGGUUAUAUGGUUGAUUAGAAAUGGUUCGUGUUUUCGGAAGGAACCUUGGAAUGUGAACAACGCCGUUUGGAAUAUCAAGUUCUUGGUAUGGAAAUGGUCGUUUUUCGGAAAAAUUACACAUCCCAAUUAUUCAUUCUAUGAGUUUAGUAUGAAUCCUUUGUAUUAUCUAUCGUGA
Messenger RNA from Vicia villosa (hairy vetch), 2484 nucleotides. RefSeq lists its product as uncharacterized. The record is from RefSeq and is a predicted model, not a curated record. The coding region runs from base 1 to 2484 and encodes 827 amino acids. The transcript is spliced from 2 exons. NCBI's taxonomy places the organism in Eukaryota, Viridiplantae, Streptophyta, Magnoliopsida, Fabales, Fabaceae.